AUGGCGGGACACAUGUUGGUCCUUGCCUUUCUUUUAUGCUUUCUUUCCACAUCCAUAGCAAACCGACACUAUGACUCUGACGACGCCUUGGAUAUCUCGUCAAACCCAUUGAACCUACUCUUACGCGACGAGUACAACUGUGGAAAAAACAAGCCGUGUGCAAACGGUGCAUGCUGUGGCAAGUCUGGCUAUUGUGGCUUUGGCGCAAAAUACUGCGGAACAUCUGGGGAGUCCCCCAACGAUGCCUGCUGGAGCAACUGUGAUGCACAUGCGGAGUGCGGUAAGGAUGCAAAGAAGCCCGGCACCAAGUGUCCUCUCAACGUCUGUUGCAGCGAGUUUGGCUUCUGCGGUACUACUGAUGAGUUCUGCGGUGAAGGAUGCCAAAGUGGAUGUAAACAGCCUGGCUCUGGUGCUUCGUCUGGCAAUGUACAGCAGCGCAUUAUCGGAUACUACGAGGCUUUCAAACAUGACACCUCCUGCCAGGGGAUGACGAUCAAGCAGAUUCCUGUUGAGAGUCUGACUCAUGUCAAUUAUGCAUUCGCGUACAUCUCCCCCGACGACUACGAGAUUGGCCCAAUGCCCGAUAUCCCGGAAAGGACCCUGACAGACUUCACUGCCCUCAAGGAGCGCAACCCAAACGUGGUUCUAGGCGUCUCGCUAGGUGGAUGGACGUUCAAUGAUAACCAUACCGACACCCAGGUUGUCUUUGCUGAUCUGAGUUCUACAUCGGAAAAGCGGUCCAAGUUCAUCAAGAACCUCCUUUCAUUCAUGCGUCACUACGGGUUCAAUGCCGUCGAUCUGGACUGGGAGUAUCCUGGUGCACCGGAUCGCCAGCCUGAGGACUGGGAUAGCGCAGACGAUGGCAAGGAUUACGUGAAGCUGAUGCAGGACAUCCGCAAGGCCUUCAAAGAUCAGGGCUUGGAUUACGAGCUCUCCUUUACAGCACCCACCUCUUACUGGUAUCUGCGCUGGUUUGAGAUUCACGAUAUGGUCGAGGCCGUCAACUAUAUUAAUCUGAUGAGUUACGAUCUUCAUGGCGUCUGGGACUCUGAUAACCCCAUUGGAAACCAAGUGCUGGGACAUACCAACCUUACAGAAAUCAACCUGGCGUUGAAUCUUCUCUGGAGGAACGACGUCCCGGCGCGAAAGGUGAACAUGGGGCUUGCCUUUUACGCACGUACCUUUGAGCUCAAGGACAAGCACUGUCGCAAACCAGGCUGUGAAUUCAAACACGGCGGCAAAAAGGGUGCCUGCACUGACACCGAGGGCAUCCUGGCGUACAGCGAGAUUAUUGAUAUUAUUGCUGAAAAUGACAUCGACCCGGUCUAUGACAAGGAGAAUGCUAUCAAGUACAUUGUCUGGAAUGAGAACCAGUGGAUCUCUUAUGAUGACCAGCAAACCUUCCAACAAAAGAUUAAGUUCUUCAAUGAGAAGGGACUGGGAGGGCUGUUGCUCUGGGCCAUUGACCAGGAUGACCGCAACCGCGAUGCCCUUCGCGGCGUGCUCUAUCCGCAGGACCUGGUCAUGACCGACAGUCUCAAAGAUGAUGUUAGCUACUGGCAGAGCCAGCACCCGGGUGACUGUCAGACAACAGAGUGCGGCAAGCGCUGUACUCCUGGCUUUAUUGAAAUGGAGAGUCUCUCGUGUCCUGAUGGCAGCGACAGCGAGUGGCGCAUCUGCUGCCCGCUCUCGUCUGCCCCCGAUCCCAGCACCUGUCAGUGGCGUGGCGGCGACAACGGUGGAGGCCUGUGCAACGGCCAGUGCCAUGGUGGUGAAGUUGCCCUGUCGUCGGCUGUUAAUGGGGGCAACGGCCAUUGCGCAGAUGGCCGUCAAUUCUACUGCUGCCCUAUACCCGAGGUUGCUGCCGGUGGUGGCAUUAACUGCGGCUGGAAGCCGCAAUGCGCUGAGGACCAGGAGAUGCUAACAUUCGCAGGGAGCUUCUUGGGUGCUGUUUCUGAUGCAUUGGACUUUGGUGGUCUGGUUGGACAGGCACUGGGAGACCUGCUGGACAGCGUUGACGCGGAUGUUUCUCAGCGGUACUGCUGUUCCAAGGAGGAAAUCGAGAACUGGAAAGACUGCUACUGGGCGGGGAGAGGCGGUCGAGGCAUCCAUAGCUGCGACGACAAUCACUGCGCCACGGGGCAUGAAGUCGAGCUCACCCUGAGCGGCUAUGGCGAGGGCGAAAACUGCGGCAUAACGCGAGUUGAAUCCUACAGAUCUGGAAUGUAG
Aspergillus puulaauensis is the source of this 2229-nucleotide messenger RNA. RefSeq lists its product as uncharacterized. The transcript is spliced from 4 exons. The coding region runs from base 1 to 2229 and encodes 742 amino acids. The record is from RefSeq and is a predicted model, not a curated record. Gene Ontology annotation, molecular function: chitin binding. Gene Ontology annotation, biological process: carbohydrate metabolic process. Lineage: Eukaryota; Fungi; Ascomycota; Eurotiomycetes; Eurotiales; Aspergillaceae.